UAACACAUGUUACUUUAUUGCUAUCAGUGUUUUAUCGUGGUAUAAAGUACCAGAUUUAAGGUUCUCAAUCACUGCUAAACUCACCAGCAAAAUGGCAGCUUUUCAAUUAUUGGGAGUUUUUUUCUUGUGCCUUGGCAUCGGCCUCAGUCAUCCAUUAGAUGACCUAGACAACAUUGGCGAUGACGAAUACAUUCCGAUGGAAAAUCCAGAUCUUCUUGGCGGGGAUAUGUCCGGAUUUGAAGACACGGACCGAAAUGCUGUUCCAACAGACACAAUGUUGUGGCCAGGUGGUGUUAUCCCUUACGUUACAGAUCCUGGACUAAAUGCUACAGUAUUUCCCUGGGUCUUACAAAAGGCUUUCGAUGCUUACGCAAAGAGUACCUGCAUUCGAUUUGUGCCGAGAACCAAUGAGAAAGACUAUGUUCGAAUUUUCUCAGGUCAAGGAUGCUACUCAAAUGUUGGAAAAACAGGCGGUGCUCAACCUCUAUCCUUGGGACUCUUCUGUGGAUGGGAAGCAGUAAUUGUUCACGAGCUCGGACAUGCCGUAGGGUUCUACCACGAACAGAACAGAUCUGACAGAGAUAAAUACAUCAGGAUCUUGUGGGAUAAUAUUAAACCAGGUGCAGCGGAUCAAUUCUUCUUGCUGAAACCUCACCAGAAUAGAUUGUUGACUCCCUUUGACUAUAAUUCCAUCAUGCUCUACGGAUCUUUGACUUUCUCCAAAGACCAUAAAGCUGGUCUGAGAACCAUGGAGGCUUUAGAUGGCUCCUUCUUGAAAGAUCCGUUUGCAAAGAAUCACAUGAGCGAAAGUGACAUCACAAGAAUCAAGAAAUUGUACAACUGCCCAUAAUUCAUUUUCUAAACUAAAUAAAGGAAAGAAUUAUUCUAGUA
Messenger RNA from Parasteatoda tepidariorum (common house spider), 891 nucleotides. Its product is annotated as astacin-like metalloprotease toxin 5. NCBI's taxonomy places the organism in Eukaryota, Metazoa, Arthropoda, Arachnida, Araneae, Theridiidae. Gene Ontology annotation, biological process: proteolysis. Gene Ontology annotation, molecular function: zinc ion binding; metalloendopeptidase activity. The record is from RefSeq and is a predicted model, not a curated record.